AUGGAUAGUCAAGACAAUGAUGCAGUUCCUCAACAUUCUAAUAAGAGAUGGAAGAAAAAAGCUACUAGUAGAAGAAGCUGGACUGACAAAGAACAACAAGUUCUUAUUGAAGCAUUGAAAGAAAUUGUGAACUUAGGAAUGAAGACGGACAAUGCAUUUCGGUCAGGUUACCUAAAUGUUUUGUAUGACAAGAUGUUGAUUGCGUUCCCUGGUACUGACCUACGACCUACGCCACAUAUUGACUCGAAAAUUAAGGUUUGGAAAAGAAUAUAUACUGCAGUUGAUCGAAUGCGUACUUUAUCAGGAUUUGGAUGGAAUGAUAUACACAAAAGCAUUACUUGUGAUGAUGAUGCUGUUUGGGAGGCACAUGUUAAGGUUGAUCCUAAUGCACAUGGAUUGAGAGACAAGUCUCUUCCAUUUUACGAAGAUUGGUGUAUUGUAUUUGGAAAAGAUCGAGCAACUGGAGAAUUUGCUGAAGGACCUGCAGAAGCAAUGGCAGCAAUGGAGAAUGAAGUGGAGACUAAUGAUAUAGAGUCUGAAAAUAUUGGAAAGCAGCCUACAUCGGGGUCAGUUCAUGCAAGAACUAGUGAUGUAGAAGAAGGAAGACCAAGUAAGAGAAAUAAAUCUGAACCUCUAAUGACAUGCAUGAAAGAAAUGAAUGCCACAAUGCGAGAAUUUUUUACAAUGAAAAGAGUGCAAGUAUGUGAAAUGAUUUCUCGCCUUCCUCUUGAUCCAGUUGACAAGAUAGAUGCAACUAUUGCAAUUACAGCCAAAGCACAGUUUGUUGACAUAUUUACAUCCUUAAAUGAUGAUGCUGAUAGGUUAUUGUUCAUCAAAAGACUUUCUCGUAUGGGUGGUUAA
This is a messenger RNA of Impatiens glandulifera, 861 nucleotides long. RefSeq lists its product as uncharacterized. Bases 1 to 861 code for a protein of 286 amino acids. Lineage: Eukaryota; Viridiplantae; Streptophyta; Magnoliopsida; Ericales; Balsaminaceae. The transcript is spliced from 2 exons. The record is from RefSeq and is a predicted model, not a curated record.